ACCUUGGGUUUGUUUCGCCAGCUCCGCUUCUGCACAUGGCCUAUUCUGGCACCGGUUCAGUUCGACUCCAACAGUGCGCCAUUUCAUGGGGCAUCGAGAAGCGAUGCAGCAGUGUAAUUUCCCAGCCGUGGAGGAUCUGCAGCCUGGCUCGUGCAGUUAUUUCUCCAAUGGGAAUUUUAGUGUCCAAGCCACCAACAGAGCGCCAACGACUGGCACGGCGUGUUUCAAAACGCAAUCCGUGCGUUCACAUGCCUCCAGCCAACCCAGCAACCCAACAAGUCACGACACCGCCAUUCUUUACGUCCAAAUUAGCGUGUUACGCUUCCUUUCCACCUUGCACCAGAAUUUCUUUGCUAUCAGGUUUCGACUCAUCUAUCUCACUUUCUUUGCUCCAGUUCACACCGAUCACGAAGGCCAUUCUUCUUUGACGGUUUAUUCAUCACGAAGAGAAAGUGGACCAAUUUUAACCGUAAUGUGUUCAUUAGUAGUCAUUAGUAGAUACUACCUUGUGCGCCACACCCUUACAUUUUCCCACGACACACAUAGCAUUGGCCAGAGGCAUCGCUCCUUACCCUCCCAGGCCUUUCUCCUUGUCUAUCAUACUUAAGACCGGGUUUUGCGUAGACAUGCACGGACACAGCAAAGCCCGGAGGCAUAGUUCACUUGGAAGCACCAAUUUUCUUUUUUCUUCAUUUGGGUAUUUCUCUUUUUUGCGGAGGAGACGAAAUGCAAGGCAUUUGUUC
This is a messenger RNA of Aaosphaeria arxii CBS 175.79, 743 nucleotides long. RefSeq lists its product as uncharacterized. The transcript has a single exon. Lineage: Eukaryota; Fungi; Ascomycota; Dothideomycetes; Pleosporales. The coding region runs from base 86 to 607 and encodes 173 amino acids. The record is from RefSeq and is a predicted model, not a curated record.